GGGCGGCGCGCGCGCGGGCGGUGAAUCAGUCGGUCGGUCAGUGAGUGAGGAGCGGCGCGAACAUGAACUGUCUGACCGUGCCCGGUGUGCACCCCGGCUCGCCCGGCCGCCCGCGUGGGCAGAUCCAGGUGAUCUUCGGCCCCAUGUUCUCUGGGAAGAGCACUGAGCUCAUGCGGCGGGUGCGGCGCUUCCAGCUCGCUCAGUACCGGUGUCUGCUGGUGAAGUACGCCAAGGACACGCGCUACUGCACCACCGGCGUCUCCACACAUGACAGGAACACCAUGGAGGCCCGCCCUGCCUGUGCCCUUCAGGAUGUGUACCAGGAGGCGCUGGGCUCUGCGGUCAUUGGCAUUGACGAGGGGCAGUUUUUCCCAGACAUUGUGGAGUUUUGUGAAAAGAUGGCCAACACUGGGAAAACCGUCAUCGUUGCUGCUCUUGAUGGGACUUUCCAAAGAAAGGCUUUUGGGAGCAUCCUCAACCUGGUCCCUCUGGCUGAGAGCGUGGUGAAGCUGAACGCUGUCUGCAUGGAGUGCUACCGAGAGGCCUCCUACACAAAGAGGCUGGGAGCAGAGAGGGAGGUUGAAGUGAUUGGAGGAGCAGACAAAUACCACUCUGUCUGCCGAGCUUGCUACUUCCAGAAGAGGCCUCAGCAGCUUGGGUCAGAAAACAAGGAGAAUGUGCCCAUGGGGGUGAAGCAGCUGGAUAUGCCAGCCUCACGAAAGAUCUUUGCUUCUUGAUUGCUGCGCUCCAGCGUGGAGAGGGAUGGAUACAAAGAAAGAAGAUAAAUGUUGCAGCUCCUGGACUUCAGGUCUUGCUUCCCCCCUUUUACCAAAACUGUCAUAUGCCAUAGCUCUACCUGCCAAACCAAGCUGCUCUUCCUCUGCUCCAAGUACCAGGAAAGAGGGCAAUUAGCUGGACCUGGUGGCAGGGAGAGCUGAAACAGAAUCUGACUAAAAGAGAGUUCCUUUCCCAGUACGUGGAAAAGAGGUUUAAUUACUGAUGCUGCCAUACAGAUGUGCUGGAAAGCCACCACCCCAAUCCAGGCUGUGGGGCACUGACAACUUGCCAUAGCUCUUCUGGUCUGCUCUCUGCUCCUGGCACAUGUUCAGACUUGCCACUGGUAGCCAGGUCAUUUGCCACCAAACAGCAAUUUUUCUCUCAUGUGCUGUUGCUAAAUUCUGGGUUUCUUAAGACAGUGUACAGUAACUUGACUUCCUAAAGCCAUUUCCUUUUUAAUAGAGCCUGAGGAGAUUCUCCUUCCCUUACUGUAGAACAGUGGCACUACUUCAACUGACACAUUGCAGCAGCCUGGCCCUCUGCAGUCUCUUAACAAUUGUGUAUAGCCAAUUAGCUUGCUGUUAAAUCUGCUGUAAAUACAUGGGGUUUUUUUGUUUGUUUGUUUUUAAAUGGAGGAGAGGAGAAGGAAGGCUUGACUUGUCAGCCCGACUCCUAGGCUCAUUCUAGCCUUUGAAAUUAAAAAGGAUUUUCUGCACAAGCUUGGUGCAGCCACUUUGUAAGGGUUAGUGACCUCUGGAGGGUUUGGGGGAUCAGGAAUUAAACUGUAUAGAGUUGGGCUACCGUUCCUGUGAAGAUGCAGCUACCUGGAAAAGGGUCUUUUUGAGUGGAUGGUUCUCAGCUCUAGUCUUGUGUUCCGCUUCCUCCUCAGCCUUCCAAGAAUCCUUGAGCCUGCUGCUUUCCUUGCUGUAACACCUGAAGAAUCCUCUCCCGUUGCUUGAUGUAGCUUCUGGAAGGAAUUUUUACUGCUUGUAUAAAGUGCUUUUUCUCAUCAGAUUCCUUGAGCUCUGAGCGGUAGCUCUUGGUUCUGGCUGGGCUUUGGUCAAUCCCCUCUCAAAUACAGUGCUCUCUCCAAUACUUGUUUACCAGUGUAUUGAGGAGGAGGCAGCUGCCCAGGUGGUUACAAGACUGAAACCUCGCUUCCUUGGUGUUAACAAACAAUUACAGCUAUGGUGUUCACAAAAGCUCAUCAGGCCUGGGCUUUCUCCUUAGGGACGGGGGACAGGCAGCAGUGCUUGUAUUCUACAUUAAUAAAUAACUUAAUGAAAUUA
Messenger RNA from Gallus gallus (chicken), 2066 nucleotides. It is a transcript of the gene TK1, whose product is annotated as thymidine kinase 1. NCBI's taxonomy places the organism in Eukaryota, Metazoa, Chordata, Aves, Galliformes, Phasianidae. Gene Ontology annotation, biological process: thymidine metabolic process. Gene Ontology annotation, molecular function: thymidine kinase activity; ATP binding. The record is from RefSeq and is marked provisional. The transcript has 7 exons. Bases 63 to 737 code for a protein of 224 amino acids.